This is a messenger RNA of Aspergillus tanneri, 1692 nucleotides long. Its product is annotated as putative cell wall anchored protein. The record is from RefSeq and is a predicted model, not a curated record. The transcript has 5 exons. Gene Ontology annotation, molecular function: protein binding. NCBI's taxonomy places the organism in Eukaryota, Fungi, Ascomycota, Eurotiomycetes, Eurotiales, Aspergillaceae. Bases 1 to 1692 code for a protein of 563 amino acids.
AUGGUGUCGGUCGCGCUGGGAGCCUCUGCUCCUGGAAUUGACAUCAUUGAUGACUUUUGCAUGAGGCUGAACCAUCAAUCUGUCGUCAAAAAUGGAACAUUGUAUAUCGAUGGAGGGGUCGAAACUUUCUCAAGACAUCAAAAAUCACGAAUUCUCGGCUAUAAUACGGAACUGAUCGAAGUUGACAUGCGAACAUCCUGGGACUGGAAGCUUAAUAUCUCUAUUACUACUGUGAACAAGACAACAAACCCCCAGACAGGCACGGAGCCGCCGUUGGUUGUUCGUGGCGCAUUGUUUUCAGGACCGGCCAGUGAUCCGAACAUUUACCUCUACGGUGGAACCACAUCCUUCCUGAACACAAGUUUCCCGGGAUUCCAGCCGCCGGCCUCACCGCAGUAUGCAUUAUGGUCCUACAGUGUGCCUGACACCAAGUGGGAUCAAUAUGAUGUGACACUGAGUGUGCAAUAUCGACCGGCAGGAGGGGCUUACGCUGAAGCACCGGACCAGGGACUCGCAUUCUACCUCAAUGGGCUCAUCAACAACGGGACAAGCAACAGACUGGCAAAAAUUGAUAACUUUGAACGCUACCUCGAUGGGCUGAUUGUCAUCGAUAUGAAAUCAAAAUCAGCUACAAAUGUGUCAACUGACUCAUUGAGAGACUCGCCUCGGGUCAAGGGUGGUAUGACAUAUCUUUCGAAUGUUGGAUCUAGUGGAGUGCUGGUGGCUGUUGGAGGAGUCACAAAGCCCUCCAGUGAUAGCAGCGAUUCGAACGACGGAACUUAUGUGACCUUUGACCAAAUCGAUUUUCUCGAUGUAUCUUCCCUCGCAAAUGACAACUCGAACGGGACGUGGUAUGCACAGAAAGCCUCGGGAGACAUACCUAGUGGACGGACGGAUUUCUGCUUAGUUUCGGCGUCGGCGAAGGAUAACUCGAGUCAUAAUAUUUACAUGUAUGGCGGCAAAGGCGCCAAUGAGGCAUACGAUGAUAUAUACGUGUUGUCUAUACCCUCAUUCACAUGGACAAAAAUCUACCAGGGCACCUCACCUCGAUACGGACACACCUGUCACUUAGUUGCCAACCGACAGAUGCUUACAGUCGGGGGUACCACCAGCAGCGACCUUGCGUCGUACUGUGACUGGGAGGAAAAGGGUGUUGCAAUCUUCGACAUGUCCACAUCGGGUUCGUCGAAAUGGGGCAGUGUGUAUAAUGCCUAUGCACCUGCCUACCAAGUUCCGGAUACAGUGUAUAAGGUCAUUGGAGGAGAUGCGGACGGAAAUGCCAACAUGAACACCCCCGAACACGGAUUCAACACCCCCCAAAUCGCCAAUAUCUUCCAUCAGCCCAUGAAAUCCCCCACCGACGCCUGGGAGUCUAAGGACAAUAGCAUCAGCGGGGGUGCCAUCGCCGGCGCAGUUGUCGGCUCCGUCGCAGGCGCCGCUGCGAUAUUCGCACUGGUCUUCUUCAUCCUUCUCCGGAAAAAGAAACAAGUAGCCCAGCGAGGAGCGAUGGCGGGGACAGGAAGCCCGGACAUGUCGAUGGGCGCCGUCUGGCGGAACCGGUACGGCAGGGCCGAGUUACCGGGGAAAGAUGGACAAACCAUGCCACCCGCGCAGCUGCAGGAUGACCUAGGGGUGCAUGAGAUGGACGGGGACCCGGGGCGGGAGCUCCCGGCGACCAGUCGCGAGGACUGA